Penicillium egyptiacum is the source of this 747-nucleotide messenger RNA. Lineage: Eukaryota; Fungi; Ascomycota; Eurotiomycetes; Eurotiales; Aspergillaceae. The record is from the annotation of a GenBank genome assembly.
AUGUCUGACCUCACCGAGACUAAGCCCGACCCCGCCAUCUCUGCCUCCGAGACCAAGCCUGAGGAGACCACCACCGCCACCGGCGAGGGUGAGAAGUCUACCACUGAGGCUGUUGCUGAGACCGCGGAGAAGGCUGCCGACACUGCCAAGGAUGCCGCCGUGAAGACCUCUGACAGCAUGUUCUCCAUGUUCGGUGGCGGCCCCAAGAAGGAGAAGAAGGAGGAGGCCGAGGAGCCUACUGAUGAGCCCUCUGGUUCUUCCAAGGCCCAGAAGGCCAAUGAUGAAGAUGAAGUCGAGGAGUCCGCCGACGUCCACUUCGAGCCCGUGAUUCACCUGACCGAGAAGGUUGAGACCAAGACCAACGAGGAGCUUGAGGAGCAGACCUUCAAGAUGCGCGCCAAGCUCUUCAAGUUCGACCGCGAGUCUAAGGAGUGGAAGGAGCGUGGUACUGGUGACGUCCGCCUGUUGAAGCACAAGGAGAACCAGAAGACUCGCCUCGUCAUGCGCCGCGAUAAGACCCUCAAGGUCUGCGCCAACCACUACAUCGUCCCCGACAUGAAGCUCAGCGCCAACGUUGGCAGUGACCGCAGCUGGGUCUGGAAUGCCGCCGCCGAUGUCUCCGAGGGUGAGCCCGAGGCUCAGACCCUGGCCAUCCGUUUCGCCAACAGCGAAAACGCCAACGCCUUCAAGGAUGCUUUCGAGACCGCCCAGGUGGAGAACGAGAAGCUCUUCAACGCUGAGGAGUAA